AUGCAGUUUCUCUUGAGGAAGCUGUCUGUCUGUUAUUUUCCUUGUGUGUGUGUUCUUUUCUGCACUAGCACUGAACAAGCUGUUCUGAAGCUGCCAAGCAAUGUGACGAUUCCGGCAGUUUUCGCAUUUGGGGAUUCGAUUUUGGAUGCCGGCAACAACGACUAUAUCACAACACUCGUAAAGUGCAAUUUCCCUCCCUAUGGCAGGGAUUUUUUCGGAGGAAGGGCCUCGGGAAGGUUCAGCAAUGGCAAGGUUCCCUCUGAUAUAAUGGUGGAAGAACUGAGAAUCAAACAGCUCUUGCCUGCAUACCUUGAUCCAAACCUGAAAGCAGCAGAUCUUCUCACUGGGGUAAAUUUUGCUUCUGGGGGCGCAGGAUAUGAUUCUCUAACAUCAGAGCUAGUGUCAGCUAUAUCGCUGAGAGAUCAAUUAGACAUGUUCAAACAAUACAAAGUAAAGCUUAAAGAGGUAGUAGGAGAAGCAAGAGCGAGUACCAUUUUAACCAACAGCCUCUUCCUGGUGGUAGCUGGAAGUGAUGACAUUGCAAACACAUAUUUUAGCACUCCCGUCCGAAGAUUGGUUUACGAUAUUCCUUCCUACACCGAUCUUAUGGCCCAUUCUGCUUUCGCUUUCUUGCAGGAACUAUUCGAACUGGGGGCGCGGAGGAUUGGGGUUGUGGGUGUGCCACCGGUGGGGUGUUUGCCGUCACAGAGAACUCUGGCAGGAGGGGCAAAUAGACACUGUGCGGAGCAAUACAACCAAGCAGCCGAGUUAUUCAACACCAAGCUCUUGGCCCUGCUGGAUUUCCUCAACAAAAUCCUUCCCCAAACCAAGGUGGCCUAUGCCGAUGUCUAUAGUCCUAUGCUGGAUAUCAUCCAAAAUCCUCAUAAGUCAGGAUUUGAAGUAGUGAACAGAGGGUGCUGCGGUACGGGUACGUUUGAGGUGGCUUUUAUGUGUAAUGAGCUUGAUGUGUUGACUUGUGCAAAUGUUUCCGAGUAUCUGUUUUGGGACAGCUACCAUCCCACAGAAAGAGCCUACAGGAUAAUCACUCAUCAGUUAGGCCAGCAGCUAAUGGAUGGCCUUUUCUGUGGUGGCAGACCUUGUUAA
Messenger RNA from Malania oleifera, 1104 nucleotides. Its product is annotated as GDSL esterase/lipase EXL3-like. Gene Ontology annotation, molecular function: lipase activity. The transcript is spliced from 5 exons. Gene Ontology annotation, biological process: lipid metabolic process. The coding region runs from base 1 to 1104 and encodes 367 amino acids. The record is from RefSeq and is a predicted model, not a curated record. Lineage: Eukaryota; Viridiplantae; Streptophyta; Magnoliopsida; Santalales; Ximeniaceae. Gene Ontology annotation, cellular component: extracellular region.